Molecule: messenger RNA, 2601 nt
Organism: Harpia harpyja (harpy eagle)
Lineage: Eukaryota; Metazoa; Chordata; Aves; Accipitriformes; Accipitridae
Gene: GOSR1
Product: golgi SNAP receptor complex member 1
Exons: 9
Coding region: 78-713 (211 amino acids)
Biological process (GO): vesicle fusion; endoplasmic reticulum to Golgi vesicle-mediated transport
Cellular component (GO): Golgi medial cisterna; cis-Golgi network; Golgi membrane
Molecular function (GO): SNAP receptor activity
Source: RefSeq, a predicted model, not a curated record
CUUCUAGGAAGACGCUCUAGUCCGCUCUUCUCGGCGGCGCGGACUCUCCGGGCCGCGGCUGACGUUGGACAACAAAGAUGGCGGCGGGGAGCAGCAACUACUGGGAAGAUCUCAGGAAGCAGGCGAGGCAGCUGGAGAACGAGCUGGACCUGAAGCUGGUUUCCUUCAGCAAACUCUGCACCAGCUACAGCAGCACCCGAGACGGAAGGCGCGACAGGUAUAGCUCCGACACAACUCCUCUCUUAAAUGGAUCAAGCCAGGACAGAAUGUUUGAGACCAUGGCUGUGGAGAUUGAACAACUUCUUGGAAAGCUUACUGGAAUAAAUGACAAAAUGGCAGAAUACACAAAUAGUGCAGGAGUCCCGUCCCUGAAUGCUGCACUGAUGCAUACGUUACAGCGUCAUAGGGACAUAUUGCAGGAUUAUACACAUGAAUUCCACAAGACCAAAGCGAACUUUCUGGCAAUACGAGAAAGGGAGAAUCUGUUGGGAUCAGUACGAAAAGAUAUCGAAUCAUAUAAAAGUGGGUCUGGCGUGAAUAACAGAAGAACAGAACUAUUCCUGAAGGAACAUGAACACCUUCGAAACUCAGAUCGACUGAUAGAAGAAACAAUAAGCAUUGCCAUGGCAACUAAAGAAAAUAUGACUUCACAGAGAGGGAUGUUGAAGUCAAUACAAAGCAAGAUGAAUACCUUGGCUAGUAUCCUUUCCUAAAAAUUUGUGCUGCCAGAGCAUAAGAAGAGACUUUGGGGCUUGCUAGUGAAGAUAGUGUUUGCUGAUAUGACCUUGACUCAAAUUCCUUAAAGAUCGGUUUCCAGCAGUGAACAGCCUGAUUCAAAGGAUCAACCUUCGGAAGCGACGAGAUUCUCUCAUCUUGGGUGGCAUUAUUGGCAUCUGUACCAUCUUACUGCUGCUAUAUGCUUUUCAUUGAUGGAUGUUCCCCCAUGGACUCUGCUAAACUCAUCACCACCAUCCCUCCCCCCCAGUCAAGGAAAAGUGAGUGGGGGAAGCGACAGACUUCAAACAGCCUGCUCGUCAUGGCUGCGAGUAUCAGCAUGAUGUCUAGAGCUUAUGAUGGUAGACUGUGACACUGGUUUUGGGUUGAAGCUGCAGUGUUUCUCCUUCCCUGCCAUACAUCUUCCUUUGGUUAAAUUUUGUGGGGUUUGUUUGUCUGUAAUUCCCUUUCUCACUGCAAGGUAGGUGAAUAUGGGACGCUUAUCAGAACCGGUAGAACAGUUUCUCUGCUCAGCGGCGGUGGGGAGGCCUGUUGUUGGCUGGUAAGUAGAAAAAGAUUGUUACGCUUGCCUUGGGUGGAAACUGCAGUAAGCCAGUUUCCCGUGUAGGCCAAGCGCAGUACUGAACACUUUUGCCCUGUGAGAAGAAUAUUGCAGCUUUAAGCCAUCAGGUUGCUUUACUACUAAAUACAUGUUCUGUAAUUCUUUUUAACUCAUGGUUGAGAUACUGGUUAUUUCUGCAUAAUUUGUGCUGUGAAAACUGUGCUUCACACAAAUUCCUCAAAGUAAAAAAAGGAUUGUUCAGUUCACUUUUUGCACACAAUAUGGAUAAACUACCCUCAGUGGAAGAUUUGUAAGGUUUCUCGUGGCUUUAAAGGGACUAGUAAGUCCCCCUUUGUAAAAAGGGAGCGCAGCGUCCUAGCAGCUGUUUACUGUAGUGUUCAGUCAUCUGAAAAGUGACCAAACAUAAGUUCACCUAAAAGUAGUCUUUUGGGUGUAAAUACUUUGAUUUUGGCUGGCAUCAUAAAAGUCUUUAUAAAGACAUGAUAAGCAGUUUGAAAAGUCUAUAUUGUAAUUUAGAUAAAGUUAUUCUAAUAGCAUUAAUAUUUUUACACUGUAAGUAGGAUAUAAUCUAAACUGUCAAUUAGAAAUUAAAAUUAUGACAGUUAUACCUGAGGCAAAUGUAUCUGCGUGCAAAAUUUUUGGACAUAACUCCUCAUAGUAAAGAGUCGAAUGUAUGAAUAGCGAAACAAGUAUUAUUUACCAUUAUCUGGGGCGGGGGGGAGGAUUUUUUUUGUCCAGACAUGCAACAUGAAUCCUGUUGUGUUUGCAUCUCUAAACAAAGCUGAUGUCAGGAAUGGCUUUGAUAUUGCAGAUUGACAAAUUACGGAUUUUUCUGCUCUUUCAACAGCUCUUUUCCAUCUGUCAUAUCAUAACCCAAUAAAUUCAAAUUGAGGCACUGAAAUAUCUUUCUAAAAACUUGAUUAAUUCUUUUCACAAUCAAUUUACAGUGCUCCUAACAGAUUUCAUGUAUGCCAUUACCCACAAAUGUCAGAUAGUCUCCAGGUUCUUUUCUGGAACAAAGUCUAGUGGGACAGACGCAAUUUUUUACUGCUUUUUAUAGUGUCUGUGAAGUACCUGUUGGAGGGAGUAGAGACUUGUGCCUGUGUAGUGUGCAAAACCACACUGUUGCGCCUAAAAUGUUUGUAUGGAGUUGAAGGCUUAUUUGCAGACUAAUAACUUUGUGCUAAAAAGUCAACAGAGGCUUCUAAUCAGUCGUCUUGUUGUUGGGAUUAGAAAGCAUUUGGAAUUAAUAUGUGUAAAACUGUGGGGCUUGUAUUUUAAAUAAAGGGUGAUUAUUUGGUUGA